This is a messenger RNA of Babjeviella inositovora NRRL Y-12698, 1894 nucleotides long. RefSeq lists its product as uncharacterized. The transcript has a single exon. NCBI's taxonomy places the organism in Eukaryota, Fungi, Ascomycota, Pichiomycetes, Serinales. The coding region runs from base 259 to 1776 and encodes 505 amino acids. Gene Ontology annotation, molecular function: oxidoreductase activity, acting on paired donors, with incorporation or reduction of molecular oxygen; monooxygenase activity. The record is from RefSeq and is a predicted model, not a curated record.
UGCUAAUAGAACGAAUCAAAGCCCAUUUUAUGUGCCGAAUAAUUACUAACUGAGAUACGAGUACUAUCAUUCCAUAUCACGCUUUAUGCACCACUAUUAGUAGAGCGUCAGUCCGCCACAGAUGAGUAUGACUGAGAGGAUACCAUACCCACUCCACAGAUUACCCCCGAAAUCUAUAUGCUUGAAUUAUUUUUCACUUGGCAAUUUCCCUCCUUUUUCCCGCCAAUUCUACUAAAUAGAAGUUAAAUACCAAUAACCAUGACCCAACCAGAUAUCAAGAAACAAAGAAUCAGAAAGCCGCUUAUUAUCAAUGCCUUUGAUAUGAGUUGUAGUGGUCUUCAAGCCCCAGGCCUUUGGAAACACCCGGAAGACAAAUCUAGUGACUACAAAACCAUUGGGUACUGGACCAGUUUGGCCAAGUUGUUAGAAAAGGGAAAGUUUAAUUCCUUGUUCAUUGCUGAUGUCAUGGGCGGUUACGACGUGUACAACGGCCCUGGAAACAUCGCUCCUGCUGCUAUCUCUGGCGCUCAAUGGCCCGUUAAUGAACCUAGCGCGGUUGUAGCUGCGAUGGCGGCUGUGACCAAGAACUUGUCUUUUGGAAUUACCUUUAGCACCAUCAGCGAGGCCCCGUAUCAUUUUACCAGGAGACUAGCUACUUUGGAUCACUUAACUGGCGGCAGAGUUGGCUGGAACGUCGUUUCUUCCUACUUGGACAGUGCUGCCAGAAAUUUGCUAAACGGUGAAGACUUGCCACCUCGUGAUGAGAGAUACGACAGAGCCGAGGAAUACAUUCAGGUUGUUUACGAAUUGUUAUUGUCGUCCUGGAGAGAUGACGCUGUUGUUAAGGACCGUAAGACUGGUGUCUACUCUGAUCCAUCCAGAAUCAGACAAAUUAACCAUGAGGGUAAAUUCUUUAAGGUCCCAGGCCCAAAUAUCACUGAACCAUCGCCACAGCGCCUUCCAGUUAUCUUACAAGCCGGUACUUCCAAGGCUGGAAAGAACUUUGCCGCCAAGAACGCGGAAGUUGUGUUUAUCACUACCUUUACCCCCGAAAGCUUGGGAAAACAAAUCAAAGACAUCAAGAGGAUCGCCAAGGAAAAGUACAACAGAGAUGACGAUUCGGUCAAAGUGGUUCAAUUGAUAACCACUGUCAUUGGAAAGACGCACGAGGAAGCUGAAGAGAAGUAUAAGGAACUCAAGUCAUACGGUGACUUAGAAGGUGCCCAGGCGUUGUUCAGUGGAUGGACUGGUAUUGAUAUCGGCCAAUUCAAUUAUGAGGAUGAGCUUAGAGAUGUUGGAAGUAAUGCAGUCAGAGGUUUUGUCGACAAUUGGACUAAAAAGUCUCCAGGUGACCCGGAAGACCUUAAGAAGACCAGAGAAUACGUUGCUAAGCAAAUUACUGUUGGUGGUUUGGGCCCUGUUUUAUACGGUACUGCUGCUGAAGUGGCCGACGAACUUGAGAGGUGGGUGGAUAUCUCUGGCGUUGACGGCUUCAACUUCACCUAUGCUAUAACUCCUGGUUCCUUCGAGGAUAUUGUUGAGCACUUACUCCCAGAAUUGAGAAUAAGAGGCUUGGCUUGGAAUGAAUACCCAGAAGAGCGUCUCACUUUCAGAGAAAAUAUCUUUGGUACCGAGGGUAAAGACUCAACUUUUGUCAAGCCUUCCCACCCGGCUUACGAUUUGAGAUGGAGAUCCGGUGUUUCUCGGGAUGAUUUCGAAGCGAAGUUGGAGAAGACCAAGGCAAAAUGGACUGAGCUUUCCAGGGGUGAGACGUAGAACCCUUUCAGGCGUAUAAUAACUAAUAUUUACCGCCCAUGGUGUGGGUAGAUUAGUUAACAUCCCGUAAGAAUACAAAUUUGUUUAAUUUUAUCAAAAAGCUGAAAUCAAAAAAAAA